Molecule: messenger RNA, 255 nt
Organism: Strongylus vulgaris
Lineage: Eukaryota; Metazoa; Nematoda; Chromadorea; Rhabditida; Strongylidae
Source: the annotation of a GenBank genome assembly
UUGCAGGUCAAGGCCGCUCUGUCAGCAUUGCAAGGAGUAACUGUACUGUUCGUGAUACUUGAUUCAGGACCAAAAUCAAUCUGCGAUUUAUCAGUAGCUUCAUUUAAAGGAGGAGAUGUGGUACUGACUCCAUAUUUAGCAGUCUUUCCGUUCCCAUUUUAUACUAUCAUCAAAAAAAUUGUGCAACUCCCCUCUGUUUUGACAGAAUCUAUACGACAAUGGUUUGAAAUGACAGUAAGGACAAAUUCCGUAUGA